Molecule: messenger RNA, 1420 nt
Organism: Solea senegalensis (Senegalese sole)
Lineage: Eukaryota; Metazoa; Chordata; Actinopteri; Pleuronectiformes; Soleidae
Gene: lamp1a
Product: lysosomal associated membrane protein 1a
Exons: 5
Coding region: 334-1017 (227 amino acids)
Cellular component (GO): membrane
Source: RefSeq, a predicted model, not a curated record
CACGUGACGAGUGAGAUCUUAAUGCUGCUGUUCACAUGACCAGACAUGGUUUAUGAUUCAGACAAAGAUCCUUUGACCAACAUUAACGCGUUUUCUCCGCGGGAUUUGCUCUACGAACGCUGGGGUACUCGUUUUUCAUCAUUUGUAUUCUUCACAGGAACAUAAACGACAACACGGAGGACUGAGUGACGACACAGCGCCUCUGUCACGUCAAGUGCAAGUUAGUUCUGCGCAGCACCGACACACGAGCUGCGCGUAGAGCUGUGACACGACCACAACAACAACAUCAGCAUCAGCUGUUUUCUACUUGAAGGAUUUACAAAGCGUGAAAAGAUGAACGUGUGUCAUGCGCUGCUUGCGUUCACUUUCGCCUGCGUUUCUCUUCCAGGUGGUAUCCAGGCUCUUACUUUUGAGGUCAAGGAGGGAAACUCCACCUGUAUUAAAGCCGAGCUUUCUGUUUCCUUCUCCAUCACUUACAACACCUCCAGCAGCACAAGAACGGUGCAGCUUCCUCUGCCGGACUCUUCCACAGUUGACGUCGGCAGAAGCACAUGUGGCUCAGACAGCAGCUCGGCGCGGUUGGUGGUGCUGUUUGGACCAGGCCACGCUCUCGGCCUGAGCUUUACAACCAACUUGAGUGUGUACAGCGUCACUAACCUGACGCUGCAGUACAACCUGAGUGACACUGUCUCCUUCCCUGAUGCAAGCAGCUCUGUCGUGGUGUUUGAGUUUACCACUUCAGUUGGGAUGUGGGCGUCGACCAACACCACCUAUCGCUGUGUGAGUCCCACUGCUGUUAGAGUGGGCGGAGACACUGUCACCUUCUCUGAUGUGAGGCUCGAGGCCUACAUGCCAGGAAAUGACCUGAGUCCAACAGUGGAGGUGUGUCAGAUGGACCAAGACCAUAUGCUCAUUCCCAUCGUUGUCGGAGCGGCUCUUGCUGGUCUGGUGCUGAUUGUGCUCAUUGCGUAUCUAAUAGGCAGGAAGAGGACUCAUGCUGGAUAUCAGACCAUCUAAAUAAACCUUCCAUUCCUUUUGCACCUGAUUGACUGAAAAGUGUUAAUGAACAUGAGUAAUGGAAGUAGCAGUUUUUCCUAUGUUGAGCAUGUUUUUAUGUGACGUCUGGAGAUUUUAUUUAAUUUUUUUCUCUGUUGUGAGAAGAAAAAUACUUGUUUAAGUGAUGAGGCUUAAAAGUCAUGUGAUCAAUGAUGGAGGCAGUUUGAAUUGAUCUUUUUUGAAGGUAAUCUGCUGCUCAGCUCUACUCUGUUUUUAGAAUCAGUUGAAUUUCAAUGAACUGCAGUUUGUUGUUAGAUUGAAUUAUUUUUCAAAAAAAUUAAAAUUACGCACAUUGUACACAGAAUUUCAUAAUGAUGCAUCUGUUACUGAAAGAUAAUAAAGUCUGGGCUAUUUUCACAUAAUA